AUGGUUACCACUUUGAACAAAACACUUCCUGAUCUGUCAAAACUUAAGCCUUUAGAUGGAAACAAUUAUAAGUGUUGGUCCCAGAAACAUUUUAUUUUCUUUGAACAUUUAGAAGUUGAUUACAUUUUGUUUAACGAACCACCUGUUGUUGUUGUUGUUGUUGUUAUUUAUAGUUCUAAUGUUAAUACGACUGUUGUUGAAGAUGCUGCUAAGAAAAAAUUUGAAAAGGAUAAUAAAACUGUUGGAGGGCAUCUUCUUAACCAUAUGACUAACCCUCUCUUUGAUUUGUUUAUAAAUUAUAAAUCUGCUAAAGUUAUAUGGGACAAUUUGGAGAAGAAAUAUGGUGCAAAUAAUAUGGGAAAAAAGAAGUAUGUGGUUGAAAAGUGGAUCAAGUUUCAGAUAGUCGAUGAUAAGCCGAUCAUGGAGCAGAUUCACGAGUAUGAGAACUUGACUGUUGAUGUUUUGAACGAAGGCAUGGAGAUGUGUGAGAUUCUUCAGGUUAAUGUUCUCUGCUUAGAAAAGUUUCCUCCUUCCUGGAGUGAUUACAGGAAUCAGCUAAAACAUAAGAAGAAAAACUUAACUCUUCAAGAACUGAUCAGUCAAAUGAGGACUGAGGAAGCAAACCGUCUCAAAGAUGAAGAGUCUGAACCGCUUAAGGAUAAGAUGAAAUCUUUCUCUCUCUCUUAA
Molecule: messenger RNA, 687 nt
Organism: Nicotiana tabacum (common tobacco)
Lineage: Eukaryota; Viridiplantae; Streptophyta; Magnoliopsida; Solanales; Solanaceae
Source: RefSeq, a predicted model, not a curated record